This is a messenger RNA of Amaranthus tricolor (Joseph's coat), 5951 nucleotides long. Its product is annotated as putative 1-phosphatidylinositol-3-phosphate 5-kinase FAB1D. The coding region runs from base 241 to 5343 and encodes 1700 amino acids. Gene Ontology annotation, biological process: phosphatidylinositol phosphate biosynthetic process. Gene Ontology annotation, cellular component: endosome membrane. Lineage: Eukaryota; Viridiplantae; Streptophyta; Magnoliopsida; Caryophyllales; Amaranthaceae. Gene Ontology annotation, molecular function: ATP binding; 1-phosphatidylinositol-3-phosphate 5-kinase activity. The record is from RefSeq and is a predicted model, not a curated record. The transcript is spliced from 13 exons.
CGUUGACACUUUCUUCUUCUCCCUUCCAUUCCUCUCUCUUCUUCUCUUCUCAUCAAAAUUUCUCUCUCUUACUAUUUCUCUCUCUUUAUUCGUUCACGGGUUUUGCAACAAAUCACUCCCUUAAUUCUCUACUUUUUUGAAUCACAGAUAUAGAAUUUUUGUUUCUCUGAAAUUUUGUUGACUCACUUCUGAGUUUGGUGCGGACAAGUUGCCUGAGGAUUAGACCGACAAAUGUUGUAGAUGUGUCAAUUUUGUCCCAAGUCUAAUGAGAAAAUGGAACCAAACGAUGCUAAGCUUUUAGGGCUCAGUGCGGAAGAGCGUGUAGGUUCAACAUUACAUUCAGUGAAUCCUGAUCGAGGAAAUGGUUCUUCUAGUGUUCUUGAAGUGAGUGUGCAUAAUCCACCACUAACGAGUUGCGAAAGCUUUGCUUCAACUUUAAGUGAAGAUUCUGUGUAUGUACCAUUUGAUGAAGGGCAUAGUAAAGAAGAUGAUGGGUUUGACAGUGUUCAAGCUGAUGGAAACACAAAUGGUGAAUGUGGUGUGUGUUUGGAUGAAGUAGUAGAUGAAUCAGAUGAACCAGCUCCUACCUUUUAUGAACAAGAUGAAUUUUGGGAUCCACCAGAAGCUGAAAAUAUAAAAGACGAUCAGGAAAAUAGCAUGACCAUAUUAGAUGAUGAGGAUGAUGAUGAGUAUGCUGAUGCUGAUGAUUCAGAGUGGGCCAUGCCAAGAUCUAAAGAGAAACAAAUUGCAAGAGAAGAGGUAAAGAAUGGCAAGUUCAAAGACUUGGUGAGUCAACUACUAAAAAAAGCUAAUAUAGAUAUAUGUGACGCUAAGGAAGAAAACUGGGUCAAUAUAGUUACACAUUUGGCAUGGCAAGCUGCUAAAUUUGUGAAGCCUGGCGCCACUGAGGGUAAAUCAAUGAAUCCAUCUGGUUAUGUGAAGAUCAAAUGUGUUGCUGCUGGAUCUCCCGGAGAAAGUCGAUUAGUUAAAGGUUUGGUCUUCAAGAAGCAUGCUGCCCACAAACAUAUGACAACCAAUUACAAGAAUCCUAAAUUGUUACUGAUUCAAGGAAUGCUGGGUCCAUCAGGAUCUUCCGGGCUAUCAUCAUUUAGUUCAAUGAUUUCAGAGGAUAAAGACAAUUGGGAUGAUCUAAUUCAGAAUUUGCAAGCAUGUCAACCAAAUGUUAUUUUGGUGGAGAAAUCUGCUUCUCGUGCUGUCAUGGAAAAGAUCCUCCAAAUGGGAAUCACCCUUGUCCUUGAUAUGAAACUUAACCGAUUGGAAAGGGUUGCUCGUUGCACUGGCUCACCUAUAUUGUCAUGUGACAAUGCAUUAAAUCCGAAGCUGAGACAUUGUGAUUCCCUUUAUUUUGAGAAGUUUGUGGAGGAGCAUGCUAUUGUUGGUGAAGGUGGCAAAAAGCCAUCUAAAACUUUGAUGUUUCUGGAGGGAUGUCCGACACGUCUUGGUUGUACAAUUCUGCUGAAAGGUUCUCACGCUGAAGAAUUGAAGAAGAUUAAGUGUGUAGUGCAAUGUGCUGUUGUAAUGGCUUAUCAUUUCCUCCUAGAAACUUCCUUUCUUGUGGAUCAGAAAGCUAUGUUUUCCACUAUUACAUAUGGGAAAGCAGCUGAUAUCUCAUCUACUAAAUUACCGUCAAAAUCUGUUGCCUGUGGAAUUUCUGGUAUUGUUCAUAGUGAAGAGCCUGAUAUAGUUAAUUCUCUGGCAGACGAGAUCCCCAUCUCUGAUGGUGGUAUUCAGGAGUCUUAUGUGCCAGAAUCCACUGCCCAAGUUACUCCCAUAUCCCAUGGGCUUCAACAGGAAGACUCCAAUCAUGUUGCAAGCUGCCCUGCCAAAGAUGCUGAGAUUACUUCUCUCACUGUUUUUCCUGACAAUGUGUCCGACAGUAUGCAGUUGGAGGCAGAUAAUUCAUCUAGAGUUUGUUGUGAUCCUUAUAUGACAACUCUUUCUGCUGCAUCAAGGUCAUUCUCUCGGGUCAUGGAAAAAGUAUCCAUUGUCUCCCCAGAUACUUAUGACAACAUGUCUACGUACAUUGACUUGAAAGGGAGGGAUCCUGAAAUUCAGUCUGAGGUCUCUGUUCUCGUUUCACCCUCUGAAGAGUCUGCUGAUAGCUGUGAGAUGGGGGCAGAGAACAAAGACAAAGAAGAAAAAUCAAGUUCUGAUGAUUCCCAGGCCAUGUCCACUUCUGCAGCUGAUGGGGAAGAAAAAGGACCUGCAGAUGAUGUUGAAGAGAGCAUCGGAACUAAGGAUGAAAUAUGUAGUGUUUUGGAUUCAGAGAGCAUCUUGAUUUUGAAAUCUAGCCGAAAUGCUUUGAAAGGGACAAUUUGCGAGCAAAGCCAUUUUUCACAAAUCAAAUUCUACAAAAAUUUUGAUGUUCCUCUUGGAAAGUUCUUAAGGGAUAAUCUUUUCAAUCAGGCUCUUAAAUGUGAAGCCUGUGGUCAACUUCCGGAAGCUCAUUAUUAUUACUAUGCUCAUCACAGUAAGCAACUCACUAUUAGAGUCAAACGACUUGAAAAGCGACUGCCUAGAGAACCUGAAGGGAAACUUUGGAUGUGGAGUCGUUGUAGUAAAUGUGAGCCUGAUAAGGAGAAGGCAACAAAAAGGGUGUUAAUAUCUACUGGUGCACGUGGUUUGUCAUUUGGAAAGUUUUUGGAGCUUAGCUUUUCAAGUCAUUCAUCAUUUAAUAGGCUUGCUAACUGUGGGCAUUGCUUUCAGAAAGACUUCCUCUACUUUUUUGGAUUUGGCUCCACGGUGGCUAUGUUUCAAUAUUCCCGUGUUGCAAUAUACAACGUUUCUGUGCCAGCCCAUAAAUUGGAAUUCAAUAGUUCAAUUGAGAAAGGCUGGCUCCAACCUGAAAUUAGGAAUGUGUACACUACAGGACUGGUGCUUUUUAAUGAGCUGGAGAAAUACCUGAAGAAAAUAGAAUCCAAGUUUUCUGACUGGAAAUUGGUUCUUAACUCUCAUACUAAAGGUUUUCCUGACAUUCUAGACAUGCUAAGACUGGAAAGAUUUGAAUUUGAAGAGAACUUCAAGAGCAAGAAUGAUUCGAAUGAUUCUGUCUAUAAGCUUCUGAGCUUGAAUCGCCUACGCUGGGAAAUUCUCCUCGAAGCUUGUGUAUGGGACCGACGUUUGCAGUCGCUACUUUCUUCUUACUCCACCGUUCUCCAGUCUACUGUGUCUUCCAUGGAUGAAAUUGCAGCGAGGGAAAUGGAUUUGAAGGAACAGGGAAGUUCAGGAGAAGAAGCUGAAGGGUUGAAAACAGCUGAAGAAACGUUGGAGAGAAUGCAUUCAGCGGUGCGAAGAUCAGGAAAAGAGGACGAGGUGACACAAAAAAUUGUUGAUAAGGAAAAGCAAGAACUUGUGGAUUCAGUAAAUGACCGUAGUAAUGAGGCAAAAGCAGCCACUACUAUGGUGAAGGAAAGACGAACUGGUUCAUACAAUGCGGGUGCUGAAGAAUUCGUUCAAAGUUCUGAAGAUGCUUGUCACAGUGUAAUGAUUGAGAGAAAAGAAGUUACUUUACAUAGUGGUGACCAAAGUUCUGAGAACGUUAAUGAUGGGGAGGUUAAAAUUGAGAUGGUUGCUGAAACAGAAAGUCUUUCAGCAAAGGAAUCUCUAAAUAAAGGAAUCAUUGUAGGACAUGGAGAGCAAGUCUUGAGAAAACUAACCACUGGCAAAGACACAACCCCGGGUUUACCUUCAUGUGAUUCAGUCCCAAGUGUUUCGUUGGCUCUAAAACCAAAUGGAAUAAUAAACCUUCCUUCCCACCUUCAUUCUGAGGAUGAGACUACUCAACAAGACAAUAUUUCGGAUUCUGAGCAUCUGUCGGAAGAUAGGAGCAUAUCGAUUCAGGUAGGAGAGGAAACAAGUAGUUGCUCCGCUGAUGGAGAAGUGCCUGAAAGACUCGGCACUCCUGUGGUGGAAGUAGACUCGCUAUGGUGGAAUCCAUUUGCACAAACUCGAGAGGAAUGCAUGGAGGAUCUUCUUGAAGGUCGCCCGUCUAGAUUUGGUCAUUUACCCAAAUUUGAGCUACUUCACUCUCCUGACUUCUUGCCUACAGUCUCUAAAGUGAUCAUUGAAGAGGGUUCGAGGCUUCACAUGCCUCUCAAAGAUGGUGACUUCAUUUUGUCUGAUUUCGAUGGUGAAAUUUCAACCUCAGUUGCUUGUGCAUUGGCCCUAAUGGAUGCUUCAACCCAUCCCGCAUUAGAUGACGAUGAAAACGUUACCCUGAAACGUGCUGCAUCAGAGCCUUGGCCAUUGAGCAAAUCUGUUGAUCCAGAUUUUAUUCAUUCUUCGUCAAGUAUGACUUUUACUGAAGCUCACCUUGCCAGCUUUGAUGGCUUGAAUCGAUUGGACUCUCAGGUUUCCUACGGGCGAGUCUACAAUGAGGUUACUUUGGGUGUUGAAAAAUAUCCAAAAGGAAAAUAUUCAGUAGUUGUCAUGUUUCCCAAUGAAUUCCGCAGUCUUCGUAGUAGAUGUUGCCCAUCAGAACUUGAUUAUAUAGCUUCCCUUAGUCGCUGUAAGAUUUGGGAUGCUAAAGGUGGGAAGAGCAAGUCUGUCUUUGCUAAAACACUUGAUGAUAGGCUUAUUGUUAAGGAAAUAAAGAAGACUGAAUUUGAUUCAUUCAUGAAGUUUGCCCCUGCAUAUUUUGAGCACAUGACAGGAUCUGUUGACUCUGGUAAUCAAACUUGCCUCGCAAAGAUUCUUGGAAUAUAUCAGGUUACUAUUAGAAAUCCCAAGAGUGGUAAAGAGACAAAACACGAUCUCAUGGUUCAGGAGAAUCUUUCAUUUGGCAGGAACAUUACGCGGCAGUAUGAUCUGAAGGGUGCAUUGCAUGCUCGUUUCACUGCAGCUGCUGAUGGUGCAGGGGAUGUUUUAUUGGAUCAGAACUUUGUCAAUGACAUGAAUUCAUCUCCUUUAUAUGUCGGCCAGAAAGCUAAGAGACUCCUACAACGAGCUGUUUGGAAUGACACAACAUUUCUCAAAGAUAUCGGAGUCAUGGAUUAUUCCUUACUAGUGGGGGUUGAUAGGGAACGCCGUGAACUGGUAUGUGGGAUUAUAGAUUAUCUGAGACAAUACACCUGGGACAAGCAAUUUGAGACAUGGGUGAAAUCAUCCCUUGUUGUUCCGAAGAAUGUCUCUCCAACCAUCAUUUCGCCACAGGAGUAUAAGAAGAGGUUCAGGAAGUUUAUGGACACUCAUUUCUUAACUGUCCCAGAUCAUUGGUGUUCCCAGAGAUCAUCCAACCCUUGCAGGCUUUGUGAAAACAAAGUUCCUGAUUCUUUGAUUAUUGUAAAGUCGGAGAAAAGCGAGGAUGUUCAAGCUCAAGAUUAGUUGAAUACAUUAUUCUUUUCAUAAUUAUUAUUCUCAACUGAAUCCUUUUUUUUUUGGGUUUCUUUUUGACAGUGGAAAACCUAUACUGUAAAUAGAUUGCUACUGUUACUGAACAUAACACCUGGUUAGACUGCGAUUAUUUAGCAGAAACUGGGCGAAUGUUAUGUUUGGAUUAGUCCAACUGUGUGCAAGUUGAGCUAUAUAUACAAAAUGAUAAUUUUUGUAUUAAGAAUGUAUUGAAUAUUGAUAAGACUAAAGCUGCUGUAAACACAUUGUACACUUUGUGGUUUUUGCCAUAAGCUAAUCACCAAACAAUGGAAAGAUAUGUAUGUUUUGAAAACCAAAACCCAGAAAGCAAAGGAUGCGCAUUAGAUGAUGAUUCUGUCGAUGCUAUUCUACUUCUUGAUCGUCUUGAUCAACAAAGGUCGGCAUUAAUGAGCCCCAUUUACAUUUACGCUAUGUUUGAAUAGAAAAUCAGGAGAGAAGGAAAGGAAAGGGAUAAAGAAAGAAAAUGAGUAUUAUUCUUUCAAAUUUUUGGCUUUUAGCUUCUGUAUGGUUGUUGGUUAUCUUGGUGGAAAUUCUUAUAAAGUUUUUUUAUAAAAGAAUGA